Haliotis rubra (blacklip abalone) is the source of this 1665-nucleotide messenger RNA. RefSeq names its product toll-like receptor 2. NCBI's taxonomy places the organism in Eukaryota, Metazoa, Mollusca, Gastropoda, Lepetellida, Haliotidae. Gene Ontology annotation, cellular component: membrane. The transcript has 2 exons. The record is from RefSeq and is a predicted model, not a curated record. Gene Ontology annotation, biological process: immune response; toll-like receptor signaling pathway; inflammatory response. Bases 1 to 1125 code for a protein of 374 amino acids. Gene Ontology annotation, molecular function: protein binding; transmembrane signaling receptor activity.
AUGGAACGGCUUAUGUUUCCACAGAUUGUGCAUGAUCUCCUCGUCCUGAUACAGAUACUUGUGAUUGCAAGUGCUGAUCUGUGCUACGUGAACAAAGAAGUUGCCAACUGUAGUGAUAGAGGUUUGACUUCAGUUCCUUCAACAUUGCCUGAAAACAUCACCACGUUGUUGAUGACCCGUAAUAAAGUGGUGGACAUUGAAGGAUUUGCUUUUAAACAAUAUGCAAAUUUGAAGAACCUUGAUUUGACCAAUAAUAAGAUCAAAACACUUAACAAUCACUCGUUUUCUGGCCUUGGAUGUUUGGAAAGUUUGAAUCUUGAAUACAACUUCCUGAAUCUCUCCCACAACGCAUACCCUGCACUGUGUUUCUUGGGACUGGUAUCCCUUCAGAGGCUACUGAUUGGGAACAAUGUUGCCCUUGAAUGGUUCUUAAACCCGCGUGGCCUAUGUAACUACCCUGAUAAAGCCAUAGGACAACUUCAGGAGUUACAAGAAUUAUCAGUCGAUGGUUUACCCAAUGGCGUGUUUGGACUAGGAUUUAGCCGCUUGCGCCAUUUGAAACGAAUAUGUUCUAUUACAUUUUUCUUGUCAAUCACUGUACUUGGACUGAUCUACAGAUAUCGAUGGAGAAUAACGUAUUUCUAUUAUAUGGUAAGGGAUCGGUAUAAUCUACUUAGACAUCAGGAUGAUGUCGAGCGGCAGUUUAUAUCUGAUGCUUUCAUUUCCUAUGCCAGUGAAGAUCGAGACUUCAUCGACACAUUGUGUAACAAUCUUGAGGGUCAAGGGAAACGCCUCGUUGUCCACCAUCGGGACUUUCGUCCUGGAGAACCCAUCGGUGCAAAUAUUGUUAAAUCUGUUCAGACCAGCAGGCACACCGUCUUGAUACUAUCAGGUAGUUUCCUUGCGAGUCACUGGUGUCGCUAUGAGUUUGAGAUGGCUAGAAUGGAAGCAGUGUACGACUCCAGAAGUGUCCUUAUCGUUGUCAAAAUCGAAGACGUCUCAGCUGCGGAUGUACCCAGAGAGUUGCUGUAUCUGAUGAGGUCGGACUCUUACCUGGAAUACCCUGAUAAUGCCGAGGAUCAGGUAAUAUUUUGGGUGAAACUUGGAGAGGCCAUCAGCAACUGAUAUAUUCCCAGAUACAUACGGUGAGGUAGAUACACAAAUAGAAUAACCGUUAUGGUAAGGACAAUGCUCUAAUGCAUCUCUUGAAUAUAAAUUUUGUGUUUUGUUCAACGAAGAAUUCCAUGCUUACGUCACAGAUCAUUGACUUGCUGCAAUAAUGUCAUCUGAGAAAUUAAGUCACAGUGCGAAGACAGUUUGUAUCACUGGUUGUUUCCUUUUUUACAGAUUCCGUCAUUUGUUGUCUAUAGUGAUAUUAAAUACUGCUGACUGUAUUAUGAUCAACAUUCACAUUCAAAUUCAAGAUAUACCUAUUUUUAAUUGUUCAUAGGUUUCCGAAUCUGUUCCCAAAAUGCUUCACGUGAGAGUGUGUGUGUGUGUGUAUACGUGCGCGCGCGCGUGUUUGUAUGUGUGUAUCCGCCCCACACGUGGGACAAAAGUUUCGUUGUAUUUGAUAUUUCCAAACAAUCUUAUCGUUAAGCACGAUUAACUCACUUCGAUCUGUAUCUAGGGUCUACUAACUGCGGAUAAUCUCACCCCCUUAUU